This is a messenger RNA of Halteromyces radiatus, 2174 nucleotides long. RefSeq lists its product as uncharacterized. Gene Ontology annotation, biological process: signal transduction. Lineage: Eukaryota; Fungi; Mucoromycota; Mucoromycetes; Mucorales; Cunninghamellaceae. Bases 1 to 2037 code for a protein of 678 amino acids. The record is from RefSeq and is a predicted model, not a curated record. The transcript has 8 exons.
AUGUCAAUACCCCCAUCUUCUUCUUCCUCAUCAUCAUCCAAAUGUUCAUUUGUAUCUUAUAAUGAUCUGGAUCACUUGUCAGAAGAUCCUCUGCAAUUACCACCACUCGCCACUCCAGCAGAAUUUCAAUCAUCUUUUCCAUCUUCACCGACGCGGUCACCAUCUACCAUAUCUGACAAUAUAGAUGAUAUGUCCAUUGACGAAUUGAAAACUUGUCUCAUCACCACAAAAUUAAGAUUAAAAGAAAUGGAAACGAAAUUGAACAAAUAUAAGUUACUGAUACAUAAAGAUCGAGAUCAAUCCAAAGUACUUGUGACCAAUUUGAAGGAACAAUUGGGACUAUCUAACGGAAUGUUUAACAACGCCAAAGAUGACUUACAGAAUACAUGUGAUACUCUAAGUCAAGAAAGAGAUCGCCUUGUAAAAGAAAUCCAACUAUUGUCACAAACACAUGGAAAAGACAUUUAUGACACAAAGCCUAUACUUGAGCAAAUGCUUGAUAUCCAAUUACAAUCCAUUUACAAAGAGAUUGAUGCAGCCAAAGAGACCAUGAGUCAACUUCGAAAAACCAGAGACAACAUUCUUGAAGAGAUGGUUUUAUUGAAUACAAAAAAUGCCGAAUUGAAUAGUAUGAAUAAUGAUCUAUCCCGUCAUAUUGCCCAACGUGAGAUGGAAACCAAAGCCUUGAUGGCCAGUACGCAGUUUAUACGACCCUCGACCUCUUCUUCUUCUGCAGACACUACCCUGACCACAUCCACUUCCACCUCAUCCUCGAGUAACCGGCCACCUCUUCCAGCUUCAUGGACCUUACCUGAGAGCCAUCAACAGAUUCGACCAUCUACAUCGACAUCCACCGGUUCAUCCGCUUCCUCUUCGUCCAACAAAAAAAAAGAUCAACAACAAGAAUUGCCCACUGCCGAGUCAUCCAAAAUAUUCCCGUUUAAUCGUCGUAAAAAGGUAUUCGCCACUAUGCAGUCGAAAACAUUACAGAAAAAGAAAUCAUCAGAGUCAAGUAAAAAACCAACAUUGCCACCUAAAACAGACCCACUGUACUUACGUAGUCAACAAGAGCAGGGAAGUAAAAGGAUACCAUCAGAUGAGAUUCGUUCCACAGCUCAACAUCACUUUAUCGAGACCAAGUUCUUACGACCUACCAAAUGUGAAUUAUGUAAGGAGAAGAUGUGGCGUGCUAACGAAUUGAAGUGUCAAGCUUGUUCUUUGGUCUGUCACGUAAAAUGUGUUUCCACUAUUGUGGAUCCUUGUAAACAUGCACCUACUGUACAAACAAAACUACCUUCUUUGACAACACAAUCAUCAUCCAAUCCAACACAUUCUCCUCCGCCUCCACCUCCUCCACCACCACCUCCACCACCUCCGCCACCACAUCAUCAUCAUCAGCAGCAGCAAAAACAGAAAUCAGUCUUUGGUAAAAGUCUUGUCUUACAAGCUCAAGAAGAACAACGAUUGAUUCCAUUUGUUGUUCAAUGUUGUGUGGAAGCAAUAGAGCAACGUGGAUUGGAUUUUGAAGGGAUUUAUCGAAAAUCUGGAGGAGCCAGUCAAAUGAGAUUGAUACAACAAUGUUUUGACGAUCAUCAAUAUCCUGAUCUAAGUGAUUCAUGUACUUGGCCAGAUAUUUGUGCCAUUACCAGUGUACUCAAACAUUACUUUCGGGAAUUACCUGAUUCUCUCUUUCCUUUUGAAUUUUAUGAUAAUAUCAUGCAGGCCAUCGAUUGUCAUGAUCUUCAAGGUCGUAUUUCUCAACUAGUCUAUGUUUUCGAAAGAAUGCCUAAAGAAAACUAUCUUACUAUUCAAUAUUUAAUGAAGCACUUGGAUAGAAUUCAACAACAUAGUCAAAAUAACUUGAUGGUGACCAAAAACCUGGCUAUGGUAUUUGGUCCUACUCUUAUCCGUCAUCCAAAUGAUAUACAUGAUAUCACUGAAAUGAAUCAAAAGAUCCAUGUCAUUGAUUUCAUUCUUCAUCAUAUCAAUGAAUUAUUUGAAAGACCCACUUCCUUUUCUUCAUCAUCUUCUUCUUAAUGUAAUAAACUAUACCAUUGUCAUCAUCAUCUUUAUAAAAUCGUCAUCCAUAUGUCCAUCUUAAUGAUGAUAUUCUACAGGCUUUCAUCCCCCCCAAUCAAUCAUCAUAUAUAAAAAAAGAAUAAGAAUAAAAAUAA